Molecule: messenger RNA, 1461 nt
Organism: Annulohypoxylon maeteangense
Lineage: Eukaryota; Fungi; Ascomycota; Sordariomycetes; Xylariales; Hypoxylaceae
Exons: 1
Coding region: 68-1252 (394 amino acids)
Source: RefSeq, a predicted model, not a curated record
GUUCUCGUUUCUGCAUCGUCUGCUAGUGUCUGUUCAGACAGCUUAGCAUAGCGGAGGGCCACGCGAUAUGGCUUCGUUCGCUCGCGCAUUAUUGCGGUUAAUCUUUAAAAGGAAGCCACAAGAAGGACGCAUAGAGGAAGGCCGCAUCCACGAGGAGCAGGGAGCUCAUCAUGCCGGCUCUCAUGUGGGCUUCGGCUCGACCACCUUCGCUUCAACGUUAGAAGGUGCUUCGAAUGUGCUUCCUCACAGUCCCCGAAGCUACCUCGUCCCUGAAGAUGACCGGUUAAGGCUAUUUCGCCUUAUGGUUGGGAUUACUACCUCACCAUACCUAGGCUACAGUGAAUCGAGCCCUAUAGGAACACGCCCAGCGGCUAAUAUCGGCAUAUACGCCCGAGUGGUGUAUUCUGAACAAAAGUCCAAGGAUCGCUACAAAGUUUUCUCAAUCCUUAUCAACGUCUGCUACUUCCUGCAAAUAGUGGUCGCGGCAUCUAUCACGGCCAUGGGAGCUGCGGGGGUCAGCCACGGCGCAGUAACAGCUUUCGGCGCCAUCAACACCAUCAUCGCAGGGCUUCUCACAUUCCUCAAGGGCAGCGGGCUGCCCUCACGUUUGAAGUACUACGGCAACGAAUGGAGGAAGAUACGAGAAUUCAUCGAGCAACGAGAACGUGACUUCUCUCGCACCAACUGUACCCUAGACGUCUACGAGGUAGUUGCGGCUGUCGACCGAAUGUACAAUAACACUAAACAAGAAAUUGAGAUGAAUACCCCUGACAGCUAUACCUCAGUAACGAGUGGCUUGCGGUUUAGGAAUGGCAGUCAUGAGAAGGUCGACGUUACGAAACUCGAAGGCCUAGCAACUCGACUCAAUGGCCUAACUGCCGGUAUCGAAGACAAGGCACAGCAUGUUCGGGACCGUAUACAUGAGCAUGGAAGAGGGGUACAAGAGGAUAUACGUGGAGUAGGAGAGACUGCGAAAGGCCAAGUUGAAGAGAGCGCGGCGUAUCUAGAUCGAGAAGCCCGAGAGCGCCGCGCACAAGCGGCACGGGCAGUCGACCAAGGAAAAAAUGAGGUGCUGGAUAGUAAGGAUAGGAUAGAGCAUACGGGAAGACAAGCAGUCAGAGAUGCGAACGAGACGCAUAGGACAGCGAUAGGAGAGAUGAGAUCGGCAGCGUCUGCGCAGAUGCACAGAGCUGUAGACAAGUUAGGACACCAUCACGAUCACCACGAUUCAAAACACGAAGAUGAAGGAUAACGAUAGAUAGGACGGGUAUGUAUUGUGUAAUCAACGCAUGCGGAUCUCGGGAGGGGCGCUAUGGAAAAGGGAUCUGAUUAAUGUAUGUAUUUUUAUCACUUUGCCUAAGAUAUCCCAAAGUUUGGCAUAUAUACAUCUGAUGUCAAACCUGCUUAUAUUAUACUACAUACUAUGUAAUACACUAAUAUAUCUAUGUUACUAUUUGCGAA